UGCUUACAGGUGUUUCUUUUCUGUUCUGACAGAGUUGUUGCCAUGGCGACUCAAGUGCUGGGACAGUCUGGUGGGAACAGCCUCUUUCCUGGCAGUGCUAAUAUUGGUGUGGCUUUGUCCAACGACAUGUAUGACUUACACGACCUUUCUAAAGCUGAGCUGGCAGCUCCUCAGCUUAUUAUGUUGGCAAAUGUUGCCUUGACAGGAGAAGUCAAUGGCAACUGCUGUGACUACCUGGUUGGAGAAGAGAGGCAAAUGGCAGAGCUGACGACGGUGGGGGACAGCAACUUCUCAGACAGCGAUGGAGAGGGCAUGGAAGAUAGCCAGGCUGUGGAGAGUGACCGCGAGGCACCUGAAAACACGGAAUUAAGCUCUCUUGAAGUUCCCAGUGCGGAAACCCAAGGUGCAGCUGCUUGCCCCUCUCCUAAGACUCCCAGUGGGGACAAAGACGGCUCAUUGGAAGCACCAGCUACACCAGAGAGCACAGAGGACAAGUCUAAGAGCUCAAAGAGCAAGCCGUUUCGUUGUAAGCCUUGCCAGUACGAGGCAGAGUGUGAGGAGGAGUUUGUGCAUCAUAUCAGAGUUCACAGUGCUCAGAAAUUCUUUGUGGAAGAAAGUGCAGAAAAGCAAGCCCAGUUGAAGGAGUCUGAUUCUUUCCUCGCAGAAGAGGUGGAUUUCUCUAAAGGCCCAAUCCGUUGUGAUCGCUGUGGCUAUAACACUAACAGAUACGAUCACUAUCUGGCUCACUUGAAGCACCACAACAAAGCAGGGGAAAAUGAGAGAGUCUACAAGUGUACCAUAUGCACUUAUACUACCGUCAGUGAAUAUCACUGGAAGAAACACUUAAGAAAUCAUUUUCCCAGGAAAGUGUAUUCCUGCUCACAAUGCUCCUAUUUUUCAGAUAGGAAGAACAAUUAUAUUCAACAUAUUCGUACUCACACAGGAGAGCGACCCUAUCGAUGUGCUAUGUGUCCUUAUUCCAGCUCUCAGAAGACCCAUUUAACUAGGCAUAUGCGCACCCACUCAGGUGAGAAGCCAUUCAAAUGUGAUCAGUGCAGCUAUGUGGCCUCAAACCAGCAUGAAGUAACUCGUCACGCAAGGCAGGUUCACAAUGGGCCGAAGCCUCUGACUUGCCCGCACUGUGACUACAAAACAGCUGACCGCAGCAAUUUCAAAAAGCACGUUGAGCUCCACCUCAACCCGCGCCAGUUCCUCUGUCCUGUUUGUGAUUACGCAGCGUCUAAAAAAUGUAACCUGCAGUAUCACAUCAAAUCCAGGCAUCCUGAUUGUUCUGACAUCACCAUGGAUGUUUCAAAGGUGAAGCUACGGACUAAAAAGAGCGAAGAUGACUUUUCCGAGGGCAUUAAUGGCAAAGGAGAGAAGGAACAAGCAAAAGGGGAUUCAGCUGCAAAGAAAACUGAGAAAAUUGUGAAAGUGGAGAAAAAAGAUAAUUUAGCAAAAGAAAAGAAGCCAACGAGUAAUGUUUCUGCAGGCCAGGUGACAACCAGAAGCCGGAAGUCUGCUUCAAAACCCAAGGAGGUGGAUAUUAAAACUGAGAAAAAUACUGAGAAAACAUGUAAAAUGAAGAAGAGCAAAAGAAAGGCAGAGGCUGAAGUAACUUCCUCAAAGCAAGAGCCUGCAGAUGAUACUUCAGCAGUAACAAAAAAGAAAAAGAAAGUGGAAGCUAAACCCAGAGACUACCAAGAAGCUCAAAGAAGUGACAUUGUACCAGAGGAGGAGCCUAAAAAGCAAAAUCCUUGCCUCAAGAAAAACAGAAAAAAGAAAUCUCUGAAAAAUAGUAAUGGUAAAAAAAGCAGUAAACUUGACCAGGAGAAGACUGAGGAAGAGGAGAUGCCAGAUGAGUGUCAUACCACAGAAGAAGAUAGAUGUAUGAAGCCUGAAACUGAGGGCAGUGACCAGAAAGAGCAAGAUCCCACUGACACAACAGCAUUAAAUAAUGAUGGUGGUCAUGCUCUGAAGGCAAAGAGCACCAGUCCUGUAGGAAGCUGCGUACAAGAUCCAGGGCAGCUGUGUGUGCCAGCUCAGGAUGCAAACACAGAAGACAAAGUAGAGGACCAAGAAAUGCCAGCUGCGGCAGAAGAGAGCAAAGAUGCUGUUGGUGAUGAAAAAGAGGAGAAAAAGGUGGACAAAGGGGAAGACACAUGCUCUGAGGAAUCUUCCCAUGCAGUGUCUUCUGAAAAAAGCUUGGAUGUGCCCACAGAUGUGGUACUAGAUCUGGCGCCUCAGAAUAAGCCAGAGGAAACCUUUGUGGCAGAAACUGUGAGUAACUCAGACCUGAUGGACCUGACCAAGACGUGCCUGCCAGUGACAGAGCCAACAGGAGAUGUCGUGCCAGCACCUGCACCCCCAGAAGGAUGUACACAAAGCCCUAAAGUAGAUCUGGCCUUGUCAUCUCCGGAGAACACAGCAGUGAAUGAAUCUCAGGAAAUGGAGGAGGAUGAGGGCAUCCACAGCCACGAAGGCAGCGACAUCAGUGACAACAUAUCAGAAGGAAGCGAUGACUCGGGGUUAAAUGGUGCUCGCUCCAUACAAGAGGAAACAAGUGCAAAGACAUCACAAGGAGCUGCAGACACCACAGUGGCCAGUCUGAACUAUGUGUGCAUUUUUUGUGACCGCUCAUUUAAAAAGGAAGGUGAAUACAGCAAGCACCUCCAUCGCCACUUAGUUAAUGUGUAUUAUCUUGAGAAGGCAGCAAAAGGGCAACAGUAG
Chaetura pelagica (chimney swift) is the source of this 2730-nucleotide messenger RNA. It is a transcript of the gene REST, whose product is annotated as RE1-silencing transcription factor. Gene Ontology annotation, biological process: regulation of gene expression. Lineage: Eukaryota; Metazoa; Chordata; Aves; Apodiformes; Apodidae. The record is from RefSeq and is a predicted model, not a curated record. The coding region runs from base 43 to 2730 and encodes 895 amino acids. Gene Ontology annotation, cellular component: nucleus. The transcript has 3 exons.